AUGGCCACUUUUGUCCCGGUAAGAAACAAUCCAGCUGUGCCCAUUGAUUUACUUACUCCAUUUGUGGACCACCUUUCUCCCCAGAAUGGUAUCUGCACCAAGCGUUGCUAGCACUUAUAAUCUAAAAUGUUGCUAAGGUGCAACAGGAUCCAAGAACUCAGCUAGUACAUAGAAUCCCGGGAUUGUACUGCUGGAAGGGACCCCAAGGCUCAUCUAGUCCAAACCCUCGCAGUACAAGAAUCACAGCUAAACUGAUCACCAGCAUGUUUUAUAUAAAACAUGGAGAGAAGGGCAUCCGUGGGAAUGUGUCUCAAUGUGAAGGCAUCUCUUACAAGGUGGAGUUAAGAUUUUUGCAGUGCAUAGCUAAACUAUGGCCCUCACUCCCCCAGGAGGCAGUGAUGGCCACCAACCUAGAUGGCUUUAAAAGAUUAUUAGAUGAAUUCAUGGAGACGGUGGCUAUUGACUGCUGGCCGUGAUAGCCAUGCCCUGCCUCCACGGUUGGAGGCAGCAAUGCUUCUGAAUACCAGUUGCUGGAAACGUAGGAGAGGAGAGGGCUCUUGUGCUCUUGCAGAUUUCCCACAGGCAUCUGGUUGGCCACUGUGAGAUCAGGAUGCUGGACCAGAGGGGCCAUUGGCUUGGUCCAGCAUGAUUUAAAGAUGUUCUUUAAAUGGUACGGCAAUACUGAAAGUAAAGGAUGCUAACCAACAGGAGCCGGCAGAGAAGAUUGCAAAGAGAUUCUGGCUAAAACAUAUACACCUUAUAUUUACGGACUAAAGAGCCACCACCAAAUAUGCUAGGCUUACCUAAUCCGAUGAAACGUGCAACUUGGUGAACCUGCUCUGGGGCAGCCUCUCGACUGGCGCUCACCUGCUUUGCCUUUCUCCCCUUCUUGCACCCUCAGUACGCCUCCUGCUAUGGGAACAAGCAAGCGGUGCAGCUCCUGGGCCGAAACAGCUACUUCUCCCUCUUUGCCAACCCGCCUUGCCUGAUCAGCCAGCGGCAGCGGCUGGCAUGCCAGGCCCCAGAAAUGACUCUGCGGCAGAUCAGCAAGCUGAUCCGUGUCCUAAGGCAGCUGAACCUCCGGGACGCCAAGGGGAAAAAACUGCCUGAAGCACAGAGGUGAGCAAACCGGGGCAAAGGGGAAACAAAGAUGGCUGCCACAGCCCGUUAGGGAACUGGGGCAUGGGGAAAUCUCUGUAGGCUGAAAUCCCAGUGUGAUCCAAUGGUUAAGAGUGCCAGGCAAGGACCUGGGAGACCAGGGUUUGAAUCCCCACGCAGUCAUGAAGCUCACUGGGUGACCUUAGGGGUUUGGUCACUGUUUCUCAGCCUUGCCCACCCCACAGGGUUGUUGUGGGGGAUUGAAUGGGGAGAGAACCAUGUAUGCCCCCUUGAGCUCCUAGUAGAAAAAGGUGUAUAAAUCUAAUUGAUUAAUCCAUCGAGAACAGGCCACCAAGUCAGAUGGCAUAAUUCUAGGGAAACUGGGAAGACCCUUGGGUUGGAACUGCCCUACCUCAUACCCUUGAGGUAGCAGGCAUUGGAGCAGCUAUGGUCCCAUGCCUUCUCUCAGCCUUCCUAAAUGAAACUCUUUCUCCAUCGCUCCUUACAAGGGAGCAGCUGAAAAAGGCCAAUUAAUUCAUUCAUAGCCUGGGGGGCGGGUAGCAGCCUUCCAGCAUCUCAGGCAGUCUGCUGUUUAAAGGUUCUACCCAGGUUCUACCCAGGUUCAAUCUUGGUUCUAGAUCUGUCCUGAGUAAGUGGCUACUCUAGAGCUGGGAAAGGGGGCUGAGAAUCUCAGAGAGGGAGAAAACAUUUUUUCCUAGGGUGGCUGUGCGUUGCACUUUACAAAUGCUAGCCCUCUGUUUGAAGGUAUCCUCUAUCUCAGUGACUCCCACAACUUUUGGGUGGCCCUGCCCCUUGGCUCCAUAAACUCACCCUCCGUGCCCCAACCUUACCCUAUAAAAACCCUCGUUCAGAAUAGCAGUUUGCAUAACCUACAAUUACUUGCAUAUUCAAAAUCAAAUUAAAACUGUUUUAAGUUUCAUUAAGUCGACAAAACUAAUGAACCUGAUGCCAUGAUCAAUGUACAUCUCCACCACAGCCCUGCCUCUUAGGGUCCUCCCAAGUAAUCCCAGCACUCCCCCCAAGGGGUAGCACCACCCACUUUGGGACCCACUGCUCUGUCUGAGGGGACCACCGGGUGGUCCAGUUUUCCAUCUUGUUAACAUACACCUUCAGCUUAUUGGCCCUCAUUCAGCCCUUGGCCUGGAAUCUGAAUGGGGAAGUGGAGCUGGGUGGCACCAACAGACUGCUGUAACUGCGCACUUUCUGAUUCAGUUUAGUCCAGCCCCCCAGAUCCAGGAAAAAAUCUGCAGCAGGCCUAGGCUUCAGCCCUAGCAUGGAGCCAUUUCAUAAAACUGCUUAGGAAACCAGCCUGAUAGCAGUGACUGAAGACAUCUCGCAGCACAGAAGACAGAAAGCAGCAAAAAAAAGAGGUGGUGUUUGGAAUUAAGUUCAGCCAGGGAGCCCAUUAUAGGGGACACUGAAGUAUAUAUUUUGAAGUAUAUAGGGGAGAAACUGUGAGGUAGGUUAAGCUGAGAGGCAGUGACUGCCCCGAGGGCACCCAGUGGGCUUUGUGGCCAAGCGAGGAUUUGAACCCUGCUCUCCCAUGUCCUUGUUGCUUUGAGUUCACCUUUAUGCGAAAAGGCGGUUGUUUUAUUUAUUAAACAACAAAACAAUGGGUACAACAGGUCUCCCACUCCUACAGUUUUCCCUGCUUUUCAAGUAAGUUGAAAUACUGGCUGCAAGAAAUUAAAUAAGAGGCAUCCACUCACAUCUGAAGCUGCCAGUCUCUUAUGGCGGAGCUCUCCUGCUUCUUUGAAGUGAUUUGGCUCAUUCCAGUAUGGAGUGAUGAUGAUGAGAAAUAUGGCAAUUGCUAGAGUUGUGCCUAUGGUGCAGCUGCUGUAAAGGAAUAGAAGCCUCAGCCUAGAGAUGGCGGCCUUCCAAGUUUUUGUUGGACUACAACUGCCAUCAUCCCUGACCACACUGGUUGCAGCUGAUGGGAUUUGAGGUCCCACAACAUGGCCCCUGCCUUAGAUGGCUUGACUGGAUGAGAUGCAUACCUCCACCUUUUAAGAGAACUCCUUACAAAGCAGCUUGGAAAAAUGGGGGAAAGAUGAUGGUGCAAUGGUCAUGUGGUCUUCCAGAUAUUGUGGGACAACAACUCCCAUCAUCCCCGACUGCUGGCCAGGCUGAUGGGAGUUGGAGUUCAGCAACAUCUGCAGGGCUACAAAUUCCUCAGCGCUUCCGUAAGAAAAAGAGGCAAACCUGGCCACCACUUAGGGGUCAUUACAUACCCAAGGCUCCUUUCCCAAAGAUAGCAUCAAGCGUCUGGUGGAAAGGACAAUGUCUUAAUGCUCUUGAUGCCCAGGAAUCCUACACUAGUUUGCCCAGCUGUGCCUGCAGGCUUCCAACCCAACUGCCUUGCUUGCCCUUCCAGGAGUCGUUCAAGCAGCUCUUCCAUGGAAUCACAGCAGUCCCGGACUUCGGACCAGCACUGCCUGUCCUGCUUCCAUUCAAGACGCAAUUCUGGUCCACCUUGUGUCGGGUGA
Messenger RNA from Podarcis lilfordi (Lilford's wall lizard), 3605 nucleotides. The record is from the annotation of a GenBank genome assembly. NCBI's taxonomy places the organism in Eukaryota, Metazoa, Chordata, Lepidosauria, Squamata, Lacertidae.